AAACAGACCGGGUGCAAAGUCCACUGACAGCAGUGGAACGACUGUCACUACCAUCCCCACUGGACACUAAGAGUUUCAAGCCAUUGUCACAUUUAGCCUGAUCAUAAUGGAGAUUCCAGUAUUUACAGUAGAUGCCUUCACAAAUUUACCAUUCAAGGGAAACCCUGCGGCAAUUUGUCCACUUAUGCAUGAACUGAAUGAUGACUUGUAUCAGAAGAUAGCAGCAGAGAUGAACCUGUCAGAAACAGCUUUCAUCACCAGGAUCAACCCCUCCGACAAUUUUACUACAGGAUCAAGGUUCCGCCUUCGAUGGUUUACACCAACCAAUGAAGUGAAUCUGUGUGGUCAUGCCACUCUGGCCUCUGCAGCAGUGCUGUUCCAGUAUAAUAAAAAUGUGAAUCCCAUACUGGUGUUUGAGACCAGGAGUGGAGAUCUGGCUGUCACCCAGAAGGGGGAAGGGUACAUCAUGGACUUCCCUCUCAACGCACCCACCCCGGAGGAUCCCAAUGAGUUCAGAGACAUCAUCAAGGCUGCAGUUGGAAACCACGCAGUCCAGGAAGUCUAUCUGAGCUCUAAUACUAAGAAACUGCUGAUUCGACUGGCUGACAGCUGUGACAGGUCAGUGCUAACCAGUCUGAAAGUUGACCCUGUUGCUCUUCAGAGCAGUGACAAGAGUGGAAAAGUAGGAGGAGUCAUCGUCACCAUGAAAGGAUCCCCAGACUGCCAGCCGGGAUACGACUUUUACUCCAGAUUCUUUGCUCCAUGGAACGGCAUCCCUGAGGAUCCCGUCACUGGUUCUGCCCACACUGUGCUAGGAGGCUACUGGUCUAAGAAACUAGGAAAAAAGAAAAUGCUGGCUUACCAGUGCUCCAGACGAGGCGGAGAGCUGGAACUAGAAGUGAGAGACGACGGAAGAAUCAAUAUAGCUGGACAGACUGUCACUGUACUGCAGGGAACAAUCACACUGUAGCAACAGACACAUGCAAGCAAAGAGGGUUGGGGAUGAUGGGUCAUUAUGUACCUGCACACAGAAGCAGACGCAGGUUUCGUACCAUUUCAUAAAAAAAU
Morone saxatilis (striped sea-bass) is the source of this 1068-nucleotide messenger RNA. Its product is annotated as phenazine biosynthesis-like domain-containing protein 1. NCBI's taxonomy places the organism in Eukaryota, Metazoa, Chordata, Actinopteri, Moronidae. The record is from RefSeq and is a predicted model, not a curated record. Gene Ontology annotation, biological process: biosynthetic process. Bases 107 to 970 code for a protein of 287 amino acids. The transcript has 10 exons. Gene Ontology annotation, molecular function: isomerase activity. Gene Ontology annotation, cellular component: cytoplasm.